AUGCAUUCCAUCAAGCGCACCCUCUUGCUCUUUGGGGCUAUUCUUCCAGGUGUUUUCGGUGCCCCUGUGCAGGGUAGCCAACACAAGGCCGAAAAGAUCCCGGGGAAAUACAUCGUCACCUUCAAAGAUGGCAUUGACGCUGCGAAGAUGGCUGCUCACACGACGUGGGCCACAGAUAUCCACAAUCGCAAUCUCGCACGCCGUGAUUCCACUGCUGGAAACCCACCUGUCGGCAUCGAAAGGAACUACCAAAUCCAUAAGUUUUCCGCUUAUUCUGGUUCCUUCGAUGAGGCCACCAUUGAGGAGAUCCGCCAAAGCGAAGAUGUUGCCGAAAUCGAAGAGGAUCAGAUUUGGUAUGUCGAUGCUCUGACCACGCAAAGUGGAGCACCAUGGGGUCUAGGUAGCAUUUCUCACAAGGGCGAUGCGAGUACCGAAUACGUCUAUGAUUCCAGCGCGGGCACCGGGACCUUUGCCUAUGUUGUUGACACUGGCAUCAACGUCGCUCAUACCGAGUUUGGUGGCCGUGCCAGCAAAGCGUACAACGCUGUGAAGAACGCCAAACACGAAGAUACUGUUGGCCACGGAACGCAUGUCGCUGGCACUAUUGGUGGCUCGACCUUUGGCAUUGCGAAGAAGGCCAGUCUCCUGUCUGUGAAGGUAUUCGAUGGUGAAUCAGGCACUACUUCGGACAUUCUCGAUGGUUACAACUGGGCUGCCAACGAUAUUGUCGAAAAGAAACGUACUAGCAAGGCUGCCAUCAACAUGAGUCUUGGUGGGCAGUACUCCUACGCAUUCAACCGCGCUGUCGAGAAUGCCUUCGAAGCCGGCGUUCUCAGUGUCGUCGCCGCCGGUAAUGAAGGUAUCGAUGCCAGAAACACUAGCCCUGCCUCUUCGCCCUACGCCCUCACCGUAGCGGCUAUCGGUAAAACCAACGCUCGCGCAAGCUGGUCAAACUAUGGCACCGUUGUUGAUAUUUUCGCCCCGGGUGUCGACAUUCUCUCCGCCUGGAUCGGAUCAAACACUGCAACCAACACCAUCUCCGGUACUUCCAUGGCCACACCCCAUGUUGUCGGCUUGUCCGUCUAUCUUAUGGGUCUAGAGAACCUCUCUGGUCCAGAUGCCGUGACUAAGCGUAUUAAAGAGCUGGGCAUCAAAGGAAUCGUCAAGAACCCUUCUGGCAGCCCAAAUCUCCUUGCCUACAACGGUGCUUAA
Aspergillus wentii DTO 134E9 is the source of this 1212-nucleotide messenger RNA. RefSeq names its product S8 family peptidase. Bases 1 to 1212 code for a protein of 403 amino acids. The record is from RefSeq and is a predicted model, not a curated record. NCBI's taxonomy places the organism in Eukaryota, Fungi, Ascomycota, Eurotiomycetes, Eurotiales, Aspergillaceae. The transcript has 4 exons. Gene Ontology annotation, biological process: proteolysis. Gene Ontology annotation, molecular function: serine-type endopeptidase activity.